Messenger RNA from Pecten maximus, 1952 nucleotides. RefSeq lists its product as uncharacterized. The record is from RefSeq and is a predicted model, not a curated record. The transcript is spliced from 2 exons. Lineage: Eukaryota; Metazoa; Mollusca; Bivalvia; Pectinida; Pectinidae. Bases 127 to 528 code for a protein of 133 amino acids.
AUUCUUUUUCCAGCAGAGGUAGCUUUAGAUUACUGAAAAUUUACAGAUUAAAGUACAAAGUACAUUUUCAUAAUUACAUGUACACAAUCAUAGUCUUAUCGGCCGCCAUCAUACUCGGACAUCAAAAUGACUGACGGUAAGAAGACAUAUUACCACCACACAACUAAGGACGGAGCCGCACAAAUAUUACAGUCAGGGUACAUCAAGCAAUCAACUGAUACGAAAACAGAUGCUGCGUAUGGUCCCGGUACCUACCUUACCAGAAUGGGCCAAGACAAGUCCCAGAAUGAUAUAGCAAAGAAUAACUACGACGGAGUCAACAAUCGGUUCGCAGAUAAAAUGAUGAAGGAAGGUAAAACAGACGUGGCCAUAGCCAUUGAUCUGCCCAGCACUAAGGUUACCAAGGCGAAUUCAGAUCGCGACAUUUAUGUGUCGCAGGGAGAUAUUACCAUAAAGGACAAAAAUCCAAGGGUUUAUGUGAGGGAUAAGGAUGGAAAGGCUCAAGAGUUCAAACCCAAGAGAAAAUGAAACUUGAAAGGCGGAAAUAGUUUUUAUUAACCAAAUUGUGUGAAGAAGUUAAAAAAAAUAAAAAAAAUAAAAUGUUGAAGGGAGCUGCAGUAACAACAUACUUUCUAAUCAUUUUCGUAUAUUUUAAUAACUGAAAUUUGAAAACAACAUUGAAAUACUUGUGUGUUUAUUCUGAAUCGGCGCAACUACUCAUAAGAACAAAACGUACAACGGACUAUUGGUCGAGUGAAAACAAGAAAAGACUCUUUAAAAAAGCCUUAAUUUUAUUUCAACUUUAUUAGGACUGUUAUAAUUAUAAGUGUAUUUUGAUGAUAUUUUUAAAAUAUGAGUUCAGUUGUAGAUAGAAUUAUUUUGAUAGCUGUUGCAAAGAGGUAUGACGCAUAUUGGCCUGUUUCGACCUAACGGUGACUGUUUUCAAAAUCAAAAAAAUAAAUGUUAAAAACUGAGUUUUUAAAUACAAGCCAUAAAAUCUAUAACAUAUAAAGGUUCCUAUUUGCGCAACAAUUGUUUGUUCAUUGCAAUGGAUAUUUCAUAAAAUGACCGUAAAGUUACAUCAUCGAGCUAUUUGCAGCUUUCGAUGGGGGUUUUCCCCACAUUCAUAUCGUUUUUUGACAUAGAUCGCAUCGGAAGACCAACUUUUACAAUGUCUAAUUGUAUUCUAUGUAUCAAAAGACAAAUAAAAUCCUAUUCUUAAAAAUUGGUCCUCCGAUGCGCUGGUAUAGAAAAAUUGAAUAAACGUAGUUGAUAAAACGUUUUAAUUUUAGCAUUAACUAGACUGAUUAUAAAUAAUAACAUUCUUGUGGUUUUUGCAUUAAAUCCAAUUGAACCGAAUAUUUUUCACCUGGUUGGAGAUUUUCCGUAACAUUUAGAUCACUCAUCAAGAUUGUUUUUUUUGGUAUUAUCGGAUACCAAGUCGAGAGAAUAUUGAAGUAUUUGCCAGGUUUUAACCACGAGAGUUUGAGAAUACAAUAGCAAAUACCUUUCAAUCCUACUCGAAAAUCUCAAAGCGUAAUUUCUUCAAUAGUUGAUUUAAACAGAAUCCAAAGCUUUGAAAACGACAAUAAAAAGCAUUAGGCGCAAACUGUUUUAGCUCAGUUAGCCUUCUCAAAACCUAAAUACAUUGAACAUAUAUCAUGUUUGCCUUAAUAUGUACAUUUCAAUAAAUAAAUCAAUAAAUAAUCAACAAAACAGGUUUUUUUUAUGUACGUUCUGCUUAAAUUUAUAUGUUAAGACAGCCACGAUGUAUGUAAAAUGUAUUUAAGGUAAACAAUUAAUUAAUUAACAAAAUAUUCUGCUAACAGUCGUUUCUGUACCCUGACCCACUCUCAAGAGAAUCAGCUAGGGUUUUCACACAGACAAAGCAAAACAAAAACAAAAAACUAAACAAAAACAAAACAAAGCAAAAAGAAAAAAAACGGAAAAAA